UUUUUUUUUUUUUAAGCAUUCUACACUCUAUUUAUUCUCACCUCUCUUGCAAACUGCAAUCCAAUAGGGAAGCCUCUGCAAAUUAAGCUGCUUAAUUAUCAGAGGGAAGCUUGGUCUUGGAGGUGAAAAUGUGGAGUAACACCUGGAAGGGACACUAGAGAGAAUCUUAAGGGUGGAAGAUGUCGAUGGAUGUGACGUUUCUGGGGACGGGUGCAGCAUACCCGUCCCCAACCCGAGGUGCUUCUGCUGUGGUUCUUCGGUGUGAGGGCGAGUGCUGGCUCUUUGACUGUGGGGAGGGAACUCAGACACAGCUUAUGAAAAGCCAACUUAAAGCAGGGAGAAUUACCAAGAUCUUCAUUACACAUCUUCAUGGAGACCAUUUCUUUGGCCUUCCUGGCCUCCUCUGCACAAUCAGUCUGCAGAGUGGCUCCGUGGUCACCAAACAGCCUAUUGAAAUCUAUGGCCCUCUAGGCCUUCGGGACUUUGUCUGGCGAACCAUGGAACUCUCUCACACAGAGCUGGUCUUCCCAUAUGUGGUCCAUGAGCUGGUGCCCACAGCAGAUCAGUGUCCUACAGAAGAACAGAAAGAACUCACACAUGUGAAAAGAGCAGACAGCUGUCCCAAAGAGGGACAAGGGCGAACUAUCCUGUUAGACUCAGAAGAAAACGCAUACCUUUUGGUUGAUGAUGAACAGUUUGUUGUAAAAGCAUUUCGCCUUUUUCACCGAAUUCCCUCCUUUGGAUUUUCAGUCAUGGAGAAGAAACGCCCAGGUAAACUCAAUGCACAGAAACUAAAAGACCUCGGUGUUCCACCCGGUCCCGCCUAUGGGAAGCUGAAAAAUGGAAUUUCUAUUGUUCUGGAAAACGGGGUUACAAUUUCUCCCCAAGAUGUUUUAAAAAAGCCUAUCAUUGGAAGGAAAAUCUGCAUCUUAGGUGACUGUUCUGGGGUUGUGGGUGAUGGAGGAGUGAAGCUGUGCUCUGAAGCAGACCUGUUGAUCCACGAAGCAACCCUGGAUGAUACCCAGAUGGACAAAGCAAAGGAACACGGCCACAGCACACCACAGAUGGCUGCAGCGUUUGCAAAGUUGUGCCAAGCAAAGAGGCUGGUUCUGACUCACUUCAGUCAGAGGUACAAACCAGUUGCCUUGGCCAGAGAAGGAGAAACAGAUGGUGUUGCAGAACUGAAAAAGCAAGCUGAAUCAGUGUUACAUCUCCAAGAAGUUACUCUAGCAGAAGAUUUUAUGGUGAUUGGCAUUCCAAUCAAGAAAUGAAACCAGCGUUCCUGAAUGCAUACUGACAUGUCAGUAGAUGUGUUACUGAACCUCCAGUCCAGUUGGGUUUUUUGUUUGUUUGGUCUAAAUUAUUUGGGGCCUAAUAAUCCUAAAAAGGAUGGCGCUGCAUUGCUGAACUGACUCAGCAGUAAGAGGGAGCAAGCUUUUUGAUAAUAAAUAAUUUUAAAAAGAAAAAGAACAGCAUCCUUCUUGUCUUUAAAGUUCAUAUUUGACAAAAUGAUAGACUCUUCAGAUAUACCUCUUGUUUUGUGACUACUGCCUCAGAUAUAAGCCAAUACCCCAUGCAAUCCUGGGUUUGACUUCUGCCCAGCUUUAUGGCUGUUAUUGUCAAAGGGCUCGGGGUAUUCUGGCAGUUUGUGUUGAAUCUGCUUGUGUUAUUAACAGAAUAGAGAGAAAUGUAAUGGGGCAUUGAACAUGCAGGAUUGGAGAUAGCAUGUUAAAUCUUGAAGUCUGCUGGAAUACUGAAUGCAGGAUCAGGCUAGGUGUUUCUCUUUCAAUGGAUAUUUUACUGAACUUCCUGGUUUGCUGUAAACCUGUGGUUCUCAGGUGGAGGUGAUACCACGCCCCUGGGGGGCGGGGGGUUGAAACUGUGGGGAUAUUUUUCUUGUCACAAUGACUUGGGGGCACUACU
This is a messenger RNA of Trichechus manatus latirostris (Florida manatee), 1923 nucleotides long. RefSeq names its product elaC ribonuclease Z 1 (gene ELAC1). Gene Ontology annotation, cellular component: nucleus. The record is from RefSeq and is a predicted model, not a curated record. Bases 180 to 1271 code for a protein of 363 amino acids. Gene Ontology annotation, molecular function: 3'-tRNA processing endoribonuclease activity. The transcript is spliced from 4 exons. Lineage: Eukaryota; Metazoa; Chordata; Mammalia; Sirenia; Trichechidae.